Messenger RNA from Lolium perenne, 2306 nucleotides. Its product is annotated as patellin-3. Gene Ontology annotation, molecular function: lipid binding. NCBI's taxonomy places the organism in Eukaryota, Viridiplantae, Streptophyta, Magnoliopsida, Poales, Poaceae. The record is from RefSeq and is a predicted model, not a curated record.
AAGAGAGAGCAGCACCAAAGCUGGCCUCCCCACUCUGACAGCCUUGCUCUCCCCGCUCCUCCCCCUAUAUCUCUCCCACCCAAACCCUAGUCCCCAGCACAACACCACCCGAGCUCCCUCUCUCUCCCCACCUUCUCUGUCCUCCUCCAGCGCACAGCCUACAAGCAGCUCCCGGAGAUGGCGGAGGAGACGCAGCCACAGGCGGCCGCCGCCGCCCCCGCCGCCGAGGCCGCCCCGGAGGUGGUUGUCGCCGCCGAGAAGGCGCCGGCGGAGGUGGAGAAGAAGGCGGAGGAGCCUGCGGCCGAGGCCGAGACGGAGGAGUCGGCCGCCGUCGCCGACGAUGGCGGCGCCGUCGAGGCCACCGGAUCCUUCAAGGAGGAGAGCAACCUCGUCGCCGAUCUGCCUGAUCCCGAGAAGAAGGCGCUCGACGAGUUCAAGGAGCUGAUCGUCGCCGCGCUCGCUGCCGGCGAGUUCAACCUGCCCCCUCCGCCGCCGCCGCCCAAGGCCAAGGCCGAGGCCGCCGCCGUCGAGGAGACCAAGGCGGAGGAACCCGCCAAGACCGAGGAGCCAGCCAAGGUGGAAGAGCCCAAGACCGAGGAGCCGGCCAAGGCAGAAGAGGCCAAGACUGAAGAGCCGGCCAAGCAGGAGCCCAAGGCAGAGGAACCCAAGGCCGAGGUCGUUGCCGAGGCAGCAGCAGCGGCAGAACCGGCCAAGGAGGAGCCCAAGGCAGAGGAUGCCAAGCCGGCCGAGCCGAAGACGGAGGAGGCGGCCGCCGAGGAAGUCACCAAGCCUGCGGAAACCGCCGCCGCAGCCACCCCAGAGGACACGCCGGCGCCGGAAGCGGAGGCGGACGCGGUCGCGCCGCCCGAGCCGGUCUUCAUCUGGGGCGUGCCGCUGGUGGGCAACGACGAGCGCACGGACGCGGUGCUGCUCAAGUUCCUGCGCGCGCGCGAGUUCAAGGUGAAGGAGGCGAUGGCGAUGCUGCGGUCCGCGGUGCUGUGGCGCAAGCGCUUCGGCAUCGACGCGCUCCUCGAGGCCGACCUCGCCUUCCCGGAGCUGGAGAAGGUGGUCUUCUACCGCGGCGCCGACAGGGAGUGCCACCCGGUCUGCUACAACGUGUACGGCGAGUUCCAGGACAAGGACCUCUACGAGAAGGCCUUCGGCGACGAGGAGAAGCGGGAGCGGUUCCUCAAGUGGCGCAUCCAGCUCCUGGAGCGCGGCAUCCUCUCGCAGCUCGACUUCGCGCCCAGCGGCAUCUGCUCCAUGGUGCAGGUCACCGACCUCAAGAACUCGCCGCCUAUGCUCGGGAAGCACCGCGCUGUCACCCGACAGGCCGUCGCCCUGCUCCAGGACAACUACCCCGAGUUCAUCGCCAAGAAGGUGUUCAUCAACGUGCCAUGGUGGUAUCUCGCUGCCAACAAAAUGAUGAGCCCCUUCCUCACACAGCGCACCAGGAGCAAGUUCGUCUUUGCCAGCCAGGCCAAGUCACCUGAGACUCUCUUCAGAUACAUUGCGCCGGAGCAAGUCCCCGUCCAAUUUGGAGGCCUCUUCAAGGAAGAUGAUCCUGAAUUCACCACCGCUGAUUCUGUCACCGAGCUCACCAUCAAAGCUUCAUCCAAGGAGACCAUUGAGAUCCCUGUCACUGAGAACUCGACAAUCGUGUGGGAGCUCCGGGUGCUUGGCUGGGAAGUUAGCUACGGCGCGGAGUUCACCCCUGCCGCCGAGGGCGGAUACACCGUCAUCGUGCAGAAAACAAGGAAGGUUCCUGCCAACGAGGAGCCAAUCAUGAAGGGCAGCUUCAAGGUGACGGAGGCAGGCAAGAUCGCGCUAACGAUCAACAACCCUGCAUCCAAGAAGAAGAAGCUCCUCUACAGGUCCAAGGUGAAGAGCACCAGCGAGUCCGUCUGAGGCUUCCUCCUACAGUUGUUCAUGAAUCACCAACCAGUUCGCCAUAGCACCGCCAUUGGAGCUUGUUCCCUGAUGAUAGAAGAAGAUAAAUCUUUUUGUUCCGUUCUUUAAUAUUCUUUUGGUUUUGUGGGGUUUUGGUUCAGAUUCCGCAUUUGUUUAAUUAAAAAAAAAAACCAAAGUGAGCUUGAUUUUGUGAUAGUUGGGAGAGGAGAAGGUUGAUAUAAUGACAUCGUUGAUGAUGGUUGUUGAUGAGGGAGGAGGGCAGAUGAGGAGAAAGAAAUGUGGAGCAAGUACUGAAGCAUACAAUCUGCCGCUCUGUAAAUGUGUCUGUACAUUGCAUCUCUGGAUCUUCCAUGGAUAUGUUAUAUUUAGAAGUACUUGUCGUCAUCAUUCAUCAA